Messenger RNA from Helianthus annuus (common sunflower), 3433 nucleotides. Its product is annotated as polyribonucleotide nucleotidyltransferase 2, mitochondrial. NCBI's taxonomy places the organism in Eukaryota, Viridiplantae, Streptophyta, Magnoliopsida, Asterales, Asteraceae. Gene Ontology annotation, molecular function: polyribonucleotide nucleotidyltransferase activity; 3'-5'-RNA exonuclease activity; RNA binding. The transcript has 16 exons. The record is from RefSeq and is a predicted model, not a curated record. The coding region runs from base 99 to 3074 and encodes 991 amino acids. Gene Ontology annotation, cellular component: cytosol; chloroplast stroma; mitochondrion. Gene Ontology annotation, biological process: mitochondrial RNA 3'-end processing; mitochondrial mRNA catabolic process.
UUUUGUGUCCGGUCAAACCUCAGCCUCCCUGGCGGUAAAAAUCUUAAACCCUAAACCCUCAAUUACCAAAUAUCCGGAAGCUUCACGUCGCCAUAGCCAUGGCUUCAGUGGCGAUAUCCAGAAGAAACCACCUCCUCUCCUCUCUUCUCCGAUGCCGAACCCUAUAUUCCCGCCGUACUAUCACCACUGGCCGCCCUACCUUUGCGGCAUCAAUUUCCACUUCACCAGCGGAUACAGAAACUCCGGUUUCCAGAACCAAAAUCCUCGAAACAUUCAGAGAAGAAUUCGAAAUCGGAUCACGAAUAAUCACGUUAGAGACAGGGAAGAUCGCUCGGUUCGCCAAUGGUGCGGUUGUGUUAGGUAUGGAUGAUACUAAUGUUCUGUCCACAGUUUGCUCGGCUAAAGGCGACGGUGUUCGAGAUUUUUUGCCUCUUACUGUCGAUUAUCAAGAGAAACAGUUUGCUCAAGGAGUAAUUCCAGGUACGUAUAUGAGAAGGGAAGGCGCUCCAAAAGAACGGGAACUUCUAUGUGGGCGGCUCAUUGAUCGGCCUAUUCGACCUCUCUUCCCAGCCGGAUUUUACCAUGAGGUUCAGGUGAUGGCUAGUGUGCUUUCUUCAGAUGGGAAACAAGAUCCAGACGUAAUGGCAGCUAACGCCACUUCAGCUGCUCUUAUGUUAUCAGAUAUACCAUGGGAUGGUCCUAUUGGAAUGAUACGUGUAGGAAGAAUUGACGGUCAUCUUGUCGUGAAUCCAAGCAUGGAUGAGCUUAAACUGAGUGAUCUCAACCUUGUGUACGCUUGCACAAGAGAUAAAACUAUGAUGAUAGACGUACAAGCACACGAGAUUUCCGAGAAGGACCUUGAAGCUGCAUUUAGGUUUGCGCAUCCCGAGGCAGUUAAGUUCAUCGAGCCUCAGUUGAAACUAGCUGCCAAAGCAGGGAAACAAAAGAAGGAAUAUACACUGUCGUUAGUGUCAGACCGAACAAUGGACAAAAUCCGUAACUUGACGGAGAAACCUAUCGAAGCUAUUUUUACUGAUCCUUCAUAUGGAAAGUUUGAACGUGGAGAAGCUUUGGAUAAAAUUGGACAAGAUGUGAAAGGUAUAUUAGAGGAAGAAGGUGAUGAAGAAAGCUUAAAAGGUCUAUCAAAGACAGUCGAUACAGUGAGAAAACAGGUUGUACGCAGGAGGAUAAUUAAUGAAGGAUUUAGACUUGACGGAAGGCGUCUUGAUGAGGUUAGGCCUUUGUAUUGUGAAGCUGGUAACUUGCCUGGAUUACACGGAUCGGCUCUCUUUUCGCGUGGAGAUACGCAGGUUUUAUGUACUGUUACUCUUGGGGCUCCAGGAGAUGCUCAACGUUUGGAUUCUAUUGUGGGCCCUCCAACCAAACGAUUUAUGCUUCAUUAUAGUUUUCCACCUUACUGUAUUAAUGAAGUUGGGAAACGAACUGGCUUGAACCGCCGUGAAGUUGGACAUGGCACUCUUGCUGAGAAAGCUCUUCUUGCUGUAUUACCUCGUGAACUUGAUUUUCCGUAUACCGUGCGAAUUAAUUCCGAAGUCAUGGGCUCUGAUGGUUCAACAUCAAUGGCAACUGUAUGUGGAGGGAGCAUGGCUUUAAUGGAUGCUGGCAUCCCUUUGAAAGAUCACGUUGCUGGUCUGUCAGUCGGCCUCGUUACCGAAGUUGACCCAUCAACCGGCAAUGUUGACCAGUACCGUAUAUUAACCGACAUUUUGGGUCUAGAAGAUCAUCUAGGGGACAUGGAUUUCAAAAUAGCCGGAACACGAAACGGGAUUACUGCAAUUCAGUUAGAUAUAAAACCUGCUGGAAUUCCUCUCGACAUUAUUUGCGAGUCACUAGAACCCGCAUAUCAAGGUCGACUUCAAAUACUUGAACGUAUGGAGCAAGAAAUAAAUUCAGCUCGCACUCAGGAUGGAAGAAAUUCUCCUCGAUUAGUUACCUUAAAAUAUAGCAACGAUGAUUUACGUCGACUGAUUGGACCACUUGGUGCCUUGAAGACGAAAAUCGAAGAAGAGACAGGUGCUCGUAUGUCUGUGAGUGACGGAACACUAACUAUAGUUGCUAAGAAUCAAUCGGUAAUGGAGAAAGUACAAGAAAAGGUUGAUUUAAUAAUCGGGCGAGCAAUUGAAGUAGGAGGUGUUUACAAAGGCAUUGUAACGUCAAUAAAAGAAUACGGGGCUUUUGUGGAGUUUAACGGUGGCCAACACGGCCUCUUACAUGUUUCUGAAUUGUCACAUGAACCGGUGUCCAGAAUUUCAGACGUGAUUUCAGUUGGUCAGCAGUUAUCGUUAAUGUGUAUCGGGCAGGAUCUUCGUGGUAACAUAAAACUUUCUUUAAAAGCUACUUUACCUCAAAAGACGAAAAAGUCUGAUAUGGUUGACGGAUCGUUAAACGUGUUAAAACCGAAACCCGAUAGUUACACACCUGAGCAAGAGGACCAGAAUUCUGCGGUCAAAGAUUUACAAGACGACAAAGACACGAGUACGAAAUCAAAUCCGUCGUAUUCUUCAAUGGCACCGAUUGUGAUUCGCAGUGCGGUGGAGUGUGACGAGGAGGAAAAAUCAGCCGGUUUGGGCUCUAAUUUAAAACCGAAACGGGCCUUAAAACCAAAAUCUUCUCAAAAACUCAAAACAUUAAAAACUCAAAGCGGUUCUGAUUCUGGGUCAACUGCGUCUAAAAAAGCCCGCAUUGCAAAACCGUAUUUACUAACGGAAAAAAGAAACCAUGGUGAUAACGAUACAAGCUCAGAUGAAGACAAAAACGAGGUUAAAGUUGAACAUAAAAAUGCAGUCCUUGAUUAUUUAAAAGAUCAAGAAUGUGAAGUUACGGGUCCAAUGGAUGCGAAAAAGCUCAAACUUGGAAUGAAAGUGACCGCAAAGAUUCUUCAAGUACGGGCCCGCGGGUUGGUUUUAGAUUUGGGUGGUGGAAUCAAUGGGAUGUACAAGUUUGAGAGUGAUGGCGGUAAAGAGGAGUUCGAAGUAGGAAACGAGGUACACGUACAAUGUACAAGCUUUACCAGCAAGGGCAUUCCUGUAAUGUCCAUCAUACAAGAUGAUUAGUGACACGUGCUAUCGUCAACUGAUUUCUGUGUUGGUGUGUCAUUCCGAGAAGUUGUUGGGUGGCUCGUUCCAAUUUUGAGGUGGCCCGAGGAUCUGUGAAUCCUCAUGGUUUCAGGCCCUUAAGUUUUUGAGAGAGAACAGUGAUUAUACUACGUUUUUGUUUAUUAGAGUUGUGCUAUGUGCUACUUGUAUUAUGGAUUUCUUUGUUGACUUUAAUGGGUCAACAAGAAAACUGGUAGGGACGAUUGCAGAUGGAAAAAAAUUGACAGGCAGAGUGAGAUCACUCAACUGACUAUAUGAAUCGUCAAAAUAAAAUUCAUUUGUUCAGUAUGCCUUGAAAGAGGCGUAUUGUUAAAAUA